GCCUCCGAGCCGUCGCCCGGGUUACGGGAGGCGGGGCCUCGGGGCUGCUGAGGCGAGGCCCGGAUGUCCGGGCGCGGCGACUGAAUUGGAGGUUCUCUCGGGAAACCUACGGGCGGCCAAUGGCUGUCGAUAUUCAACCAGCAUGCCUUGGACUUUAUUGUGGGAAGACCCUAUUAUUUAAAAAUGACUCAACUGAAAUAUAUGGAGAAUGUGGGGUGUGUCCAAGAGGGCAGAGGACAAAUGCACAGAAAUACUGUCAGCCUUGCACAGAAUCUCCAGAACUUUAUGACUGGCUCUAUCUUGGAUUUAUGGCUAUGCUUCCACUAGUUUUACAUUGGUUCUUCAUUGAAUGGUACUCAGGGAAAAAAAGCUCUAGUGCACUUUUCCAACACAUCACUGCAUUAUUUGAGUGCAGCAUGGCAGCUAUUAUCACUUUACUUGUGAGUGACCCAGUUGGUGUUCUCUCUAUCCGUUCAUGUCGAGUGCUGAUGCUUUCUGAUUGGUAUACAAUGCUCUAUAACCCAAGUCCAGAUUACAUCACCACUGUGCACUGUACUCAUGAAGCUGUCUACCCACUAUACACUAUCGUAUUUAUCUACUAUGCAUUCUGCUUAGUGUUAAUGAUGCUGCUCCGACCUCUUUUGGUGAAGAAGAUUGCCUGUGGAUUAGGGAAAUCAGACCGAUUUAAAAGUAUUUAUGCUGCACUGUACUUUUUCCCAAUUUUAACCGUUCUUCAGGCAGUUGGUGGAGGUCUUUUAUAUUAUGCUUUCCCAUACAUCAUAUUAGUGUUAUCUUUGGUCACUCUGGCUGUGUACAUGUCGGCUUCUGAAAUAGAGAACUGCUACGAUCUUCUGGUGAGGAAGAAAAGACUCAUUGUUCUCUUCAGUCACUGGUUACUUCAUGCUUAUGGAAUAAUCUCCAUUUCCAGAGUGGACAAACUUGAGCAGGAUUUACCCCUUCUGGCUUUGGUACCCACACCAGCCCUUUUUUACUUAUUCACUGCAAAAUUUACUGAACCUUCACGUAUACUCUCAGAAGGAGCCAAUGGACAUUGAAUAUAAAAUACCAAAACCAAAAAAACUAAGAAGUGUUCUUAAUAAAGAAAAAAACUAUUUAAAAAUGUAUUACUCUUUUGUCAUACCUAGGAAUAAGAUAUGUCUUAAAGAGGUUUUAUAUGUAUGUGUAGACUUAAUGGUUAGACUUGGAAACUACAAAAAAAUCAUACUCUGUUAUAUAGUAUAAUACAGUUACAGCACACUAUUACACUAGAUACUUGUUAGAAGCUUUUGUCACGUGAAACAAUGUAGUUGUCAUUUAGAGCAAAAUCAUGUUUUUGUAUACCUAGCAAUGUAUUCCCAUUUUCAUUAAGAAAAACUUUAAAAAGUAAAAUCUGAAAUACCUACCGUUGGCAUAAUUGUGCAUGCCUGUUGUGUUUCAGUUUUUUAUUGAAUUAUAAAGACAAAUAUAAUUAUGACGCCUGAUGGCAAACGUGAGAAUAAAGAAUGCUGUUUUUGUUAUCUA
This is a messenger RNA of Erinaceus europaeus (western European hedgehog), 1521 nucleotides long. RefSeq names its product JNK1/MAPK8 associated membrane protein (gene JKAMP). Bases 120 to 1055 code for a protein of 311 amino acids. Gene Ontology annotation, cellular component: membrane. Gene Ontology annotation, biological process: response to unfolded protein. Gene Ontology annotation, molecular function: ubiquitin protein ligase binding. Lineage: Eukaryota; Metazoa; Chordata; Mammalia; Eulipotyphla; Erinaceidae. The record is from RefSeq and is a predicted model, not a curated record. The transcript has 7 exons.